This is a messenger RNA of Tachyglossus aculeatus (Australian echidna), 312 nucleotides long. Its product is annotated as histone H4. Gene Ontology annotation, molecular function: protein heterodimerization activity; DNA binding; structural constituent of chromatin. The coding region runs from base 1 to 312 and encodes 103 amino acids. Lineage: Eukaryota; Metazoa; Chordata; Mammalia; Monotremata; Tachyglossidae. The record is from RefSeq and is a predicted model, not a curated record. Gene Ontology annotation, cellular component: nucleosome. The transcript has a single exon. Gene Ontology annotation, biological process: nucleosome assembly.
AUGUCAGGACGGGGUAAAGGCGGAAAAGGUCUGGGCAAAGGGGGUGCCAAACGGCAUAGGAAGGUGCUGCGUGACAACAUCCAGGGCAUCACUAAGCCUGCUAUUCGCCGCCUGGCUCGCCGUGGUGGGGUCAAGCGUAUUUCGGGUCUGAUCUAUGAAGAGACCCGCGGUGUGCUCAAGGUUUUUCUGGAGAACGUGAUCCGGGACGCUGUCACCUACACGGAACAUGCCAAGAGGAAAACUGUCACUGCCAUGGACGUCGUAUAUGCUCUGAAACGCCAAGGCCGCACUCUCUAUGGAUUUGGUGGCUAA